This is a messenger RNA of Ornithodoros turicata, 1256 nucleotides long. RefSeq lists its product as uncharacterized. The transcript has 5 exons. The record is from RefSeq and is a predicted model, not a curated record. The coding region runs from base 448 to 1233 and encodes 261 amino acids. NCBI's taxonomy places the organism in Eukaryota, Metazoa, Arthropoda, Arachnida, Ixodida, Argasidae.
GCUCGAAGUUGCGGGUGGUGAAGGAGAAAGAAAACCGUUUGCGCUCUUCUUCUCUCUGACUCAUGAAAACUAAAUCCCAAGGUGCAGCGGGGCUUUCGCAACACGGCGCUCUCUGGUGGGCCAUCCAUGCAAUUUCUGAAAUCGUCUAUUUACCCAGAAUUUUGAUCUCUGGGCGACAUCCUUCAUUGCAUUGCAAGUAGACAAGUGCAGUUGAAGUGGGCUAAGUGGUCAACAUUGGUAGUCCUCUUGUAUGUCAGCAGGUUCUCGAUGUCGUCUAGCGAAGGUAGUGUUCAGCUGUGCGAUUCACCUGUUGGUCUAGAUGAAUGCACUGCUCAAAUAAGCGGUGAUUCGUAACGUCACUCUGGUCAGGAAACCGAUCUCGUCAAGCUGUUCCGACACACGAAGCUCCACUCUUUCAUUGACUGCGUAUUGUCAAUUUCCAUUCCGAUGGUCGUGUAUAGGGCUUCGGAGGAACAAGGUUCGGCAAGAAAACGAAACAAGCGAAACAAACUGAUGAAAGAUGUAGUCCCUGUUAUCACCUGGUGGAUGACAAUGCUGCAAGUCUUCAGUGAGCAGUAUACCAUCUGUCACUGGAACAUUCCUCCCAGCACCUGUAGUAUUCUCCGAAUAGUAACAGCAGCGCUCAGAAGAAGACUUCAGAACCUGUCCUUGGAAUCAUUCUCAGGUAUCAAAACCUGCGUUUCAUUCGUCCCGUUGACGCUGGUUGGCGUGACGCUGUUACUCACUUUGGUCGGCGGACUUUCCGAUUCUGUCUUGCACUCCUCCGGCUUAACCUCAUCCUCAGGCUCUUCCUUAAGCGUCUCUCUCGUCUUGAUGUCUACCGGAGCGACGCUAUACAAGGAGUCCCUGGAACCGAUGAGUCGUGCCCGUCGCACGAUGGUCGCACUGUGUUCCGGGCUGAUGCCCGAUCCGACGCCGAUGAACAAGAGUACCAGGCCGGCGACAAGAAGUAAUGUGCCGAGGUACAUGAGAAGCCUCAUGCGUUCUUCUCGGAGGACGACGCUCGGGAAUUCGCGACGCCCAACGGAACUGAGUGUGCUCAUGCUGGCGCCUGUCUUGGGUCGCCCUCCUGGUGAACGUGUGUUGAUGGGACUUUCUCCACUUCAUAUCUCAAUCUCCUUCUAUAACUACUCGGCAAAUCGAGAUAUACUCUUCACGUCUGCAGCUGAAAACUUGAAGAAUGGGAAGGAACUGCCGGCUGUCAGAUUCUAAUAUAUCCGAGUCCACGUACGUUC